Amoebophrya sp. A25 is the source of this 2724-nucleotide messenger RNA. The record is from the annotation of a GenBank genome assembly. NCBI's taxonomy places the organism in Eukaryota, Dinophyceae, Syndiniales, Amoebophryaceae.
CGCAGAUGAGGAUCAAGCGGUUGAAAAAGAAAAACGCGAAGUAUAUGCUCAGAUCCUGGAUGUCGUUUUUCAAGUCUGCGGCUCACAGACUUUGGUUUUGCCCACACACGUGAAGCGACUUGCAGGAACAUUUCGGAAGGAGUUUCCGCGCUUCGCGCAGAAUCUCAUAGCGCCUCCACCAAAUCCGCGUCCACCAAAUCCACGUCCAUCAACAUCUGGAUCAGUACGAGCACCUCCACUGUCUGUCGUGCCUGGUGCAUCCUCGGCAGCGGCUUCCUCAUCAGGAGUUGUAGGAACUAGUUCAAAGCCAACAUUAAUAUUGAGUACUUCUGGCGCAAGGAGCGUCGACUCGGCCCGCUUAGUGGCCGAAAGCGCGCCGAUGUGCCUGCCGCUUGCGAAGAUGGACUUUGACGCGAUUGAGCAGCCGCCUCCACAAGGUUUUUUUGCCACAGCGGAGGAUCUGGCAGUACAUAUGACCGCAACGCCGGAGUCUGAGCAUAUGCUAGCACGCCUUGCUACGCUCUCUUCGAAAAAAGCUGCGCUUAGCAAGACGGGUUCUUAUGGUGCAACAAAGGCUCACAUCAAGAAGAAAGCGCUGCAGAAGAGUGGAAUAAAGACUGCUAGGACGCAAAUGUCACUUUUUCCUCCGGGUUCAGCUUCACGUGAAAAAGAAGCUGAAGAACAAGAAAGGGAGCUAGAACAGAUUGAAAUGGAAAAACUUAGUAUCGCGGAGUCACGUGUUUUGCAGCAGCUGGGACAGCAACAGCACACCGCUGAAAAUUUUCCGAUUUUUAGCAUUGCUUAUCUAGACGAGGAAACGCUCUUCUGUGGUACUAACAACGCAUUGUGUCGCUUUGACGUCACUGAUAACAGUUGCACCGAUUGGAUUUGGACUGCAACGGACCGCAGUGGAAACGGAAUAAGUGUCUCCCCCAGUGCCCCCACUCCCUCCAGUUCAUCUUCGUCCUCCGGUACGUCUUCAAGAGUUGGCGGAACUUGCGAGCGCAUCGUUUCUCUUUCGCAUAAUAGACUCGGCGACCGCGUGUGUGCUGGUAGCAUGACGCAGAUGUUGGGGACCUCCAACGCGGUCUCCGUGCGAGGCUCCUGGGUGCAACUCUGGAAAGAUAGCGAUGGAGUCUGGCAAGUCGACUCGUCGACGGAGCAAUUCAAACGAGUCUCAAGAAGUUGCUUUCUGGGAGACGCGGUUUGCCUCUCCGUAACGACUGUCGAAGAACACGCUGUCUUGGUACAAGGCGAGGCAGGAGGCAUGCGAGGAGUUAGGAAGUAUCAUGAUGCUACUUCUACUGAUUCAUCAUGAUCUGUUUUCUCGGAACAAUGAGAUGUAGACGAUAGAGCAGCAUCAACAUCAAGAGCAAAGAGAAAAAAAUGCUGGACAAAGCAAAUAUAGAACAUCUACUCGAAGUGGGCUAGUAAAUCGGUCUGUAGUGCUAGUGGGUCUCUUGUCCUUUUAACUAUUUGUACCCUGUGCAUGUUUCUUAAAUUUUUUCUCGUUAUAGCUUCAUAGCUCAAGUAUCUGAUUCUGACGCAAAGAAAAGAACCUAAAAGUCUCCAUUUUUAAUCCUGAAAAACACUAUUCUAAGGUUUCCGCUUCUUUCGGCGGCCGCAGAUCUAGUCGCAGUCGAUCCUUUCUGCUUUGCAGCAGUAACGCGUGCGCCGUCCGCGAGCUUGCUGCUGUUUGACAUACGACAAAAGGCAGAGUCUGCCACUCAAUUUUCUCUCUCGCAGACAGACCUAACUUGCGUCGCUUCUGUCGAUCUUCCAGUGGGCACUGAGGGCAUUGCAACAAGCACAGUACUCGUAGUUUCAUAUAUAUAAAAUUACAACUUGCUGCUCGAAAUAAUCUAUGACUGCUGCUACUGGUAUAAUCAGCAUGAAGUACUAGACUCCAGAACUAGAUGAAGUAGAAGAAGUCCUCUUGUGCUCCUCUUCCUCGUGCAAAUACUAUUGCAACUACUUAGUAUCGUGGUUUCCCUAGUACUAACCUCUGAUGUGCUCGAUUCAGGCUAUCCUCUGCGCUGGUGACGGUUUGUUUCAUUUUGACCGGAGAAACAUGUUGAGUGGACCUGUCGCUGGCCGCGAACUGAUCGGGACCGCUUUCCGUAUGCAUGGAAUACGACGUAGGAACUUCUGUGCCUUGUUGGAUUCUAGUGGCGUAUACACUGCAAAUGUCUCAGAUGGUAUCAUGUCGCUGGUGCUGUCGGCAGAAGCGCGCACCUCGAAUCCGGAAGAGCUAACGUUUGCACGGCAAGCGCCCACGUGCUACGACUUGACGACGGGUGGCGAUUCCGUCUUCGUUUCGAACAAAUUAGGCGUGGAACACUACAGAACAGAAGUAUUACCAGCGCCAGUGGUGUACUGAUGAAGAGGAAUCGAAUCUUCACAACGAACCACUUAUGAUGGAACAAGUGAUGAUACAUAAUGAUAAACUUUUCACACUCACUACAGGGACAGGCACAGAAAUGGGGACAAUAGAUAUAGAAGAUCUCUACCUCAAGUAUAAAACUGAACUUGUCCUUGACGCAUACGCCGCCAGCGCAUAGUCUAUUUACGGAACUUUUGAGCAUCAAGAUCACCUUCAUCAACGAACUGAAAAGAAAAGCACCCCACGUAAGUUUGGCAAGAUCAAUGUUCCUAUUAGUCCCAGGUACUAGUGGUACAGGUACUGCGUCUGGGGCUUCUUUGCAUGAUCUUAUAGUUAUAGAU